AUGGACGACACGAAGACGAAGAAACAGCGAAUACACAUCGAGGCCUUGUGGAUAUAUCCACUUAAAGGGGCGAGUCCCAUACGGGUUGAAAGUGCGCUGGUCGACACUUGGGGCCUACAAUACGACCGUAUAUACAUGCUCGUUGAACAAGACAGGAAGCAGGACAACAUGUUUAAGUCGAUGAGCCAGAAACGAUAUCCCAAGGUGAGAAGAGAACAAAGCACCCCUUCUAGAACCACGUUGGUCGCAGACCCCGCCUCCAAACCCGGCUUGUUCUCGAGGGCAUGGUUUCAACUGUUUCGUUCACAUAUUGACCACCUCUCCUCUCGGUCCCUUCAGAUGGCACGACUGGUCCAGACGAUUGAAAUUGGGGUUUCUGGCUGCCCCGAAAGCCUUGUUGUCGUGAACAAAGAUUCCGAAGACCGUGUCCAGAUGGCACUAGAUCCAGAGCAAGUCCUUGACCUUACGGGAGUCGAAGGCCUUUCCAGGAGGUUCGUUACGAUGCCGUUCUAUCCACGCCCACUCCAAUGCUGUGACAUGGGGGACAGUUUCGCCAACUUCUUUACAACCUUUAUGAGGAAGCCCUGUCGGCUGGUCUACCGUGAUCCCAAUCGAGAGGUUUACGGCUCACGGCCAGAGACGGGGUCUCUCCUCUGGGACCGUGUCGCUCCACGCAUCUGGAACUUGAAGCGGCAGUAUCGGACCGCCUUGACCGACGCGGCGCCUUUGCACAUCAUCACUUCUGAAAGCCUGUCGAACUUGUGUGACUUGAGUCGAGGCCACGCCAUUGCACCGGAGCGGUUUCGUCCGAACAUCAUGCUGUCAGGAUGCAAGGCGUGGGAAGAGGAAAGUUGGAAAUUGGUCGAGGUGGACGGUGUCGGCAGAAUCGCCAUCACGUCAAGGUGCCCUCGAUGUGGCGUACCCGACGUGAAGUUGGACACCGGAGAACGAGACCGGGAGGUACAGCCGUCGACCAUUCUCAAAAAGUUCCACACCACUGACCCCAGUCCUGAAUGGGGAGAUCGACCCAUGUUUGGAAUGUGGGCGAUUCAUCUCUUUCAAGGUAACAGGAUCCACUUCACCUAUCACCGUGCAUUCAUCCAAAGGAAAAGAAGGCUUGCUAACGUCACAAUUCCACGACCACGGUAG
Exophiala oligosperma is the source of this 1149-nucleotide messenger RNA. RefSeq lists its product as uncharacterized. Bases 1 to 1149 code for a protein of 382 amino acids. Gene Ontology annotation, biological process: proteolysis. NCBI's taxonomy places the organism in Eukaryota, Fungi, Ascomycota, Eurotiomycetes, Chaetothyriales, Herpotrichiellaceae. The transcript has 2 exons. Gene Ontology annotation, cellular component: extracellular matrix. The record is from RefSeq and is a predicted model, not a curated record. Gene Ontology annotation, molecular function: zinc ion binding; molybdenum ion binding; pyridoxal phosphate binding.